Messenger RNA from Pieris macdunnoughi, 354 nucleotides. The record is from the annotation of a GenBank genome assembly. NCBI's taxonomy places the organism in Eukaryota, Metazoa, Arthropoda, Insecta, Lepidoptera, Pieridae.
AUGAGCUGGGAUAACGAAAGUGUUAUAAAACUUAUCGAUGCCUAUAAAAGAAAAGAGCUGUUAUGGGAUCCCAAGCAGAAGAAUUACUUCAACAAACUGUUGAAAAAAGACGCUUGGGAUGAACUGGAGGUAGAGUUACAACGUCCUUUGGAACAAAUUAAAAAGAAGAUGGAUUACUUGUUGGCGGCCCUUCGGCGAGAAAAACAAAAAAUUACAAAAACAAAAACUACGGGUCAAGGUUCUGAUGAAGUGUACCGAUCAUCCUGGUUUGCUUACCCACAUAUGUUGUUUCUUCUCGACAGAAACAAGCCACGAGACAGAAUUAAUACCGUAAGUAUAGCUUUAACUUACUAG